AAAACAGUCUGUAUAGUCACUGUUUUAGAAGAGAUACUAACACAACAGAACAGACCACUGUAUCAAAAGGAACCAGUCCAAUAAUUGGAAGCCCAUUUUUCUUUCCACAUCAAACCUUGAAUCAAUAGUAUCAUCAGGCUGAGCUGAGACACCCCAGGGCUUCGUGACAAAUGGUAUGCGCUUGGUGGUUUUGUUCCACACUUCAGUGUAUCCUGUUUGCACUCCAGCUCCAGUCAUGUCAUGGUAGAGGGCUGUUUGGUGGGUGGCUGUGCAGAUAGGAGAUUACUGUUUGAUUUGUUACUGAGAGAGCAACAGACUGGUGACAGAAGAAACAGUUUGCCUUUCUCCAGACAUAAUUGAGCCCUGCAGCAGAAAUCCUCUGUUACACAAAUACAACUCUUGAAGCUUGGAAGAUACAUGUGCUGCAAACAGUUCUGUCUUGGAGACUUCUGGGGCUGGAGAGAAUGAUAGCACAAAUGUCAAGAUUCUUAAGGCUGUAAAUGUUAAGCAGCUGGAACAGUUGGAAUUUUGGAGGUUCCAGACAAUUGUGCUUGCACAGCCUCAUUCCCAAGCCAAACAGAAAUGUAGCAGUGAAGGCCAAUCCUAAACCUUUAGUCAGUGAAGGGGAGGACAAGAGCCCUGCUUCUACUUCAUACUCGAAUAAUACCACCAAGCUCUCUACUGAUAACUGGACGUUCAACAGGACCCUCUCCAAUCUCAUCAGGAAGAACAUCCUGAGGUUUUUCGACCCAGAGAGGGACAUCUCUAUUCUGAAGGGCACAUUGAAACCUGGAGAUGUCAUCCACUACAUCUUUGAUCGUCAGAGCACUACCAAUAUCUCAGAAAACCUAUACCAGUUGCUGCCCACUGUAUCCCCCAUGAAGAACCAGUACCACAGGCGCUGUGGCAUCAUAGGGAACUCUGGGAUCCUACUCAACAGCAGCUGUGGGCCAGAGAUAGACUCCUAUGACUUUGUUAUCAGAUGUAACCUGGCGCCAGUGGAGGAGUAUGCUGGGGACGUGGGCCGGCGCACCAACCUUGUGACCAUGAACCCAUCUGUGGUGCAGCGGGCCUUCCAGGACCUGGCCAGUGAGGAGUGGAGGGAGCGCUUCCUGCAGCGGCUCCGGGGCCUCAGCGGCAGCGUACUGUGGAUCCCAGCCUUCAUGGCCAAGGGAGGAGAGGAGAGGGUGGAGUGGGCCAUCCGUCUCAUCCUGCUGCACACGGUUGAUGUGCACACCGCCUUCCCCUCACUGCGCCUUCUCCAUGCUGUCAGAGGGUAUUGGCUGACCAACAACGUCCAGAUAAAGAGACCAACCACUGGUCUACUGAUGUACACCAUGGCCACUCGCUUCUGUGAGGAGAUCCACCUGUACGGUUUCUGGCCUUUCCCUCAGGAUUCACAGGGGAAAUCAGUGAAGUACCAUUACUAUGACACUCUGACCUACGAGUACACGUCCCAUGCCAGUCCACACACUAUGCCACUGGAGUUCAGGACCCUGAGUUCACUCCACAGACAGGGGGCACUGCGUCUCCACACUGGCUCUUGUGAUGUAGGAACAUAAUCUAAAAACACAGCAUGGAAUGUACUGUAUGUCUCUAUCAAAAUGACCCUUACGCUUUUGGGAAAAUACCUCCUGCUCAGUUGAUGUCUGUCAGACACGGACAUCUCAGAGGAAAUACUUCCUGUAUUAAACUGUAGGACAUUUUUAUGUAGCUGUGAAUUUAGUUGAACGACAGUAUGCAGGAUACUGCAUGUCUUAUUUGGGCUCACAUUGUUGUCCUACAAGAGACAUGAGCACUGAAAAGUUUUUAACAUUUCUACAGUAACCUGUGAAAAUUUUACCUAAAACAGACACUUUUUAAUUUGUUAAAAAAUAACAAAUUUAAGUUGGUAUAUGCUUUUUUCAACAAGAAUACUUUUCCAUUUACAUGGAAGGUGUCAUGUAAAAUGUAUAUAAUUACAACAUUUAUAAAAAAAACUUCCUCCAAGGGCUAUGUAAAUGUGAAUUUAACUACUAAGUUAUCAAUAAUGUUUGUCUUGAUAUUUUGGUAAUUAUUCCUUUGAAUUAUACGAUAAAUCUACUUCAUCACUACUGUUGGAGACAUCAUAUCAGACAGAUCCAAGGCAGGAGCACCAGCCUGCAGAGCACUGGUUGAGCCACAAGAUGGAAGCACUUCUUCAUAAGGAAACUAUGACUAGUAGUACAUUUAGUUUUCCACAUUUUGUUUAUUAGUGAACAUGGGUUCAGCUACAUACUACUGUGUGAUGUUUUGUUAGCUCUCACCUUAAAUUGGCAAUUGUAUUAUUUAAAGAGUAGCCUAAUAGUGUAGGCCUAGUUUCUUAUUUUUGGCUUAACUUCUUCCUCAUCAGGGAAACUGGUUUGUGGUAUUUGGAAAUCGAGACCAUGGGACUAUAAGGUUAUAUCUGCACAAAGCAUGGUUCUGAGAUAUUGAGAAUUACAUUUUUCACAUCUCAGAAAUGUUUUGUAGUGAAUUAUUUGCUUUCAUAACCCAUUAAGGUCCUCGCCAUCAAGGUACCUAAAGUGCAGAGUAUCCCAAUUCUAAGACAUUUGUCAAUCUUUUUUUUUUUUUUUUGAGGUGCACAGGAUGUUAAAAUGAUUUCAAUUUCAAUAGAAAAGUACAGCUAUUUAAUGAUUAAAUAAAGAAAAUACCCUUCAUUA
Molecule: messenger RNA, 2681 nt
Organism: Salmo salar (Atlantic salmon)
Lineage: Eukaryota; Metazoa; Chordata; Actinopteri; Salmoniformes; Salmonidae
Product: alpha-2,8-sialyltransferase 8B
Biological process (GO): N-glycan processing; oligosaccharide metabolic process
Molecular function (GO): alpha-N-acetylneuraminate alpha-2,8-sialyltransferase activity
Source: RefSeq, a predicted model, not a curated record